Maniola jurtina (meadow brown) is the source of this 1900-nucleotide messenger RNA. RefSeq names its product transmembrane protein 165. Gene Ontology annotation, cellular component: Golgi apparatus. Gene Ontology annotation, biological process: manganese ion transmembrane transport; calcium ion transmembrane transport; Golgi calcium ion homeostasis. The transcript is spliced from 5 exons. The coding region runs from base 281 to 1294 and encodes 337 amino acids. Gene Ontology annotation, molecular function: manganese ion transmembrane transporter activity; calcium ion transmembrane transporter activity. Lineage: Eukaryota; Metazoa; Arthropoda; Insecta; Lepidoptera; Nymphalidae. The record is from RefSeq and is a predicted model, not a curated record.
CCGCCAGUUUUCCAAACUAAUGUAUUUAUUUAGUGAGUAGUCACUUCGCGUAUCCACGAGCGAUUGGUCGUACGCCAUCGACCAAGCGGGCUGUACUACGUAAAUAAUAAUAAAAUAUUAUUAUCAGAUGUGCUAAGAUUAGUUUAUCAGUUACCAUACAAAUAUGCGGUCGGAUUUGGCGCGAACCGUCAGUGCUUUGUUUGGGGCGAGUGGAAGUUACGAGUACCUUUGUGACUUGUGUUGAAUUUUCAAAUGUGAUCGUGCAUAUUGAUAUACGAAAAUGAAUUUCACGGAUACCACGGAGUUUUCAAUCCCUACGGAGUUUUUCACUCCUACGGAAUUUUUCACGCCUACGGAUUUUUUUUCCACAACAAUGACUCCUGAACCGGCGUCCAGUGAUGUCCGGGGAUGGCUCACGGAUUUGAUAAUGAAGAGGGCAGCAGUCCAGGGCAGUUUUUUGCAAGGAUUCAUCGCUUCCAUAUCCGUAGUCGUCGUGUCGGAGCUCGGUGAUAAGACAUUUUUCAUUGCAGCCAUUAUGGCUAUGAAACAUCCCAGAAUAAUAGUUUUUGCCGGAGCAAUAUCUGCCUUGGUCUUCAUGACGGUUCUUUCCGCGGCCUUUGGAUGGGUGGCAACGGUGAUACCGAGGGUGUAUACGCAUUACAUUAGUGCUGCACUGUUCGCGAUAUUCGGUUUGAAAAUGUUAAGAGACGGGUGGAAGAUGGACCCGAAUGAAGGGCAAGAGGAACUGGAGGAGGUGCAGCACGAAUUAAAAAGAAGAGAAGAUCAGGGCUCACCAAAAGAGCGAUCGAGAUCGCCCGAAGACGGAACGACGUCAGAGCGGUCAGAAAGGUCUCAAAGUCCUGGGCCUUCCCAAACUCCAGACGUAGAAGCCCCUAGGACACCAGAGGAGCCCCAAGCGGGACCCUCGACAGAAUCUGAAUCGUUGAGGGAAGAAAAAGAAGAGACUCUAGACAUGUUAGAACAAGGCCAAGCGGAGAAUAAAAGGAAAAAACGAAACGCGAUGCUAAAGGUGCUGCUGCAGGCUGCAUCUUUGACGUUUUUGGCGGAAUGGGGAGACAGGUCCCAGCUCGCGACAGUGGUGCUGGCGACGAGAGAAAACGCCGUGGGGGUGGUUGUUGGUGGAUCAUUAGGUCAUGCUCUUUGUACGGGGCUUGCUGUAAUAGGAGGGAGGAUGGUUGCGCAGAAGAUAUCCGUGAGGACUGUUACGAUAAUCGGUGGAUUAGUGUUCCUGUUCUUUGCUGUGAGUGCGCUAGUGAUCGGUCCUGGUGAAUAGAUAGAUAAAUAGAUACAACGCGACAAGGAUCUUUUGGCGCGUGGCCAAAAUCGGAACUAACGCCGACAUCUUGUGAAGUGUCACGCUAAGUAAAAAUCUGAAUUUCACUGUGUUUUUUUAACAUUAGAGCCAUUCCUUAAACAUAACACGAUAUAUCCUGAUAAUAAUAAUUAUAGCAUAAAUUGUCUGCAUAUAGCACUACACUAUAUUUAGCACUUGGUAAGUAUACAUGAUAGGUUGCAAGUUUUUAUUAUUUUUUCCCUAUGUGGAAACAGGGAUGGCUUUCCCAAUUUAUCAUGCAGUUAAAAUUAGAUAAAAUUGUCUUGAUUGUCAACAUUGUCAUUUUCAAUAUAUUCCCUAAAAUUCUAUCCUAAUUGCUGGCAGCCUUUGUUCUACAACUACACCCCCCUGGCAAUGUUAUUCAAGUGUCAAAUGAUCCUUGUCGCACUGUAGUAGAGUUGACUUAGACGAUUUUACUGUAAGCGACAAUAUUGUAUGUAAACUGUAAUAUAUUACGUUGUAUACUAAGUUUAUCUUAAGAAUUACAGGAGGUUCAUGAAUGGACAUCGAAUGUCAUACUUUUUAUGACCAACCUGUAUAAAUACU